GCCGGGUUCCUGCCAAUCACCUGCCCGACUCUCAGGUGGCGGGGCGCGGCUCGCAGCGUCUUUGGUAACCCGGACCGCUGUGAAGGAGAGGACGAAGGGCAGUGAGCGGUGGGCGUCCUGGGUGGGGGCUGCGGAGGUACUCCGGGGUUCCCAAUAGGGUCCUGGUGGCCGGAGGAGGAGGAGGACGGCAGCCUUCACUCCAGCUGAGAGGUAGCAGACGUCCUUGGGUGCACCUGAAGGACGGGGACAAGGACCAGACGCGGUUCCGGAUGCGGGCGGAGGGGAAAUGACUGCUGGUUCAGUGUGUGUCCCUCAAAUCAUUCCCCUGCGGGUGCCUCAGCCUGGGAAAGCCAACCAUGAAAUCGAUAACAAUACGCUUUUGGAAAUGAAAUCAGACACCCCAGAUGUCAACAUAUAUUAUACCCUGGAUGGCAGCAAACCUGAAUUCCUAAAGAAAAUUGGUUAUGGUGAAAACACUACAUUGAAGUAUACAAAGCCUAUUACUCUGCCUGAUGGAAAAAUACAAGUUAAAGCUAUCGCAGUGUCUAAAGACUGCAGACAGAGUGCCAUGGUAACAAAGGUGUUUCAGGUGGACUAUGUACUGCCAGAUACAGUCCCUUCAAAAGACGAUGUGGAAAAUGUUCUCAAAGACCCUCCAGAGCAGGAACUGAAAAAUGGAUUUGUUGAAUCAAAAGGGAAGAAGAAAUAUAAGAAUGUUGAAAAUAAACUGGGUUGGAAUGUUAACCUUGGAAAGUUUCCAGACGUGGGUGAAAGAACUGACCCUAAAACUUUGAAAGAUCUUCGGUUCUCAGAAAGCCCACGGGAACCCCCAGCUUUCCGUGAAGAAUCAGGCUCUCGACCAGCCACCCAGCAGCCCCAGUUCCCUGGCUUUGCACAUAUAACUGGCCAGAAGAGUUUGACAAGCACAGAGAUCAUGAGGAUUCAAAGGGAGACAGACUUUCUCAAGUGUGCCCACUGCCUUGUGCCCCGCCCGUCUGACCCCUUUGCCCGCUACUGUCUAGAGUGUGGCUCUUCUGUCCCACCCAUAUUUGGCUGUCGUCUCCCACCCCCAGAAGGAGCUCAGAUGGGCUUAUGUGCAGAAUGUGAAAACCUGGUGCCCAUGAACACGCCCAUCUGUGUGGUCUGUGAGGCUCCUCUCACUCCACAGCUGCAGCCACAGGCCAACCUCCGCUUGAAGGAGAAAGUGAUCUGCCGCACCUGCGGCACAGGGAACCCUGCUCACCUGAGAUACUGUGUCACCUGUGAGGGGCCCCUGCCUUCAUCACAAGAGCCUGGCGUUGCAACUUGCUACUCCGUUUGUUAUAAAUGUGGAGCCAGCAAUCACCCAACUGCACGAUUCUGUGGCUCCUGUGGUAUUUGCGUGAAGUCCUUGGCAAGACCUAGUGUGGAGAGCAGCUUGGCUCCAGCUGCUGGAGAACCUGGCCCUUUUGCUGAGCCUCGAUCUGCCUGGCAGCCCCUAAAUGUUCCUUUGCCCAAGCCUGAUGCUGGGCCUAAGAAGGAUGUGGGCACACAGACCACUGGCCUGUUCUACCCGUCUGGGACCCUCCUGGCAAAAAAAGAACUGGAAAUGGCUUCUCAGAAGCAGAGGCAGGAGAAAAUGAGUGACCAUAAACCUCUCCUCACAGCCGUCAGCCCAGGGAGAGGAUACUGGAGAAAACAGGUGGACCAUAUCUCUGCUCACCUCCGGUCUUAUGCUCAGAACAAUCCUGAAUUCCGGGCCUUGAUUGCAGAGCCCAGGAUGGGAAAGCUCAUCUCUGCUACCGUCCAUGAGGAUGGAUAUGAAGUUAGCAUCAGGCUGAAUUAUAUUCAAGUCUCAAACAAGAACCUUUACCUGAACAAGGAGGUGAAUUUCAGCGACCACUUUCUGAGCAGUGUCACCGAGGGAGGGAACGGGCAGUUCGGCAGCGGGUCCAACCUGGUGAGUGACUACAGCCAGAGCACCCCGGACACCACGGAGAAAGUCACAAGGACCAAGAAUUUCAAGACCAAAACGUUUCAAGGGAAGAAGCAGCAGCUUACGCCUGAAAACAAGCUUCUACUGAAGGAAGUCAGACCAGCAGGGGAAGGAAGAGUGUCUGUGAUGGAACAGCUACCUGAUGAAGGAGCAGAUCCCACCUGCAGUGACAACGAAAACCAGCCUGUUCAGAGCCUGGCGGUCACGAACAAGCACCAUGAAGCGAUCCCGGUUCUCGUGCAGAGGGGAGCGGACGUGGACCAGCAGUGGGGCCCAUGCAAUGCAAGCGUUCAGAAGAAGAACGCAAGAGACCAGACAGCGUAUGACCUGGCCCUGGAAACUGGGGAUGACCCCGGCGUCUCGCUCUUUGCUGCUAAGCUCAGCCUGGAUGACCGUUAG
Messenger RNA from Mesoplodon densirostris (Blainville's beaked whale), 2374 nucleotides. RefSeq names its product double zinc ribbon and ankyrin repeat domains 1 (gene DZANK1). The record is from RefSeq and is a predicted model, not a curated record. Gene Ontology annotation, biological process: eye photoreceptor cell development. The coding region runs from base 287 to 2374 and encodes 695 amino acids. The transcript is spliced from 19 exons. NCBI's taxonomy places the organism in Eukaryota, Metazoa, Chordata, Mammalia, Artiodactyla, Ziphiidae.